CUCAGUAGAGAAGAAGAUAACAUUUGAUGAAGGAAGUAAUAGUAAGAAGACAGUAAUAAGUCUAUAAUGUAUUGUAAACACAUAUUCAUUUAACCUGCCAUUACUUUUCAAUCGACAUGGAUUCACCACAAUUUCUCCCCGAGUAACCAAGACCUACAAGAGACGCAUUUGGGUAUGCCGUCUAUACUGACACGGCUAAAUGACUUUAAAGAUGGGAUAUCGAGUGUAAAUUUUUCACCUGUAGAGAAGGAUCACUUGCUUAUAGGCUCUUGGGAUAAUGGCCUGAAACUAGUAGAGACGGCAGAAGAACAGCGUUGUUUACAAAGUUAUUCUCUUUCCAGCCCAAUCCUAACCAGUAGAUAUUUGAAUGCGACGACGGCUUUUGCUGGAAGCCUUGAUGGAUCGGUAAAUUUAAUAGACAUUUCGUCUGGCACUCAUUUAGUCAUUGGCAAACACGAGAAGGGAGUCUCUUGUACGGCUACUAUUCCUGAUAUUGAGUGCCUCGUGACAGGUUCUUGGGAUCAAUCUUUUCAGUUCUGGGAUUCACGGCAAAAAAGGGCCAUAGAUAAAAAGCGUAUUGAAAAAAAGAUUCUAGCUGCUAGUUCUGCUGCAAAUAUUCUUGUCCUUGGAUGCACGGAAAGAGAAAAUUUGGUAUACGAUAUCCGCAAUUUGAAGCUCCCUUUUCAAAGAAGACCUUCGACUUUCAAGUAUAUGACUAGAGACGUCUGCUGUAUUGGUGGCGAAGGGUUUGUGUCUUCAAGUAUAGAAGGACGCACAUCAAUUGAAUAUCUUAAUCCGAGUCCAGAAUGGCAGAUAAAAAACUUUACUUUUAAAUGUCACCGUCAAAUUCAACAACAAUAUGAUAUUGUUUAUCCCGUGAAUGCUCUUACUUUUCACCCUAUUCAUCACACUCUCGCUACAGCAGGCGGCGAUGGGUCUGUGGCUUUUUGGGAUAUCCAAGUACGUAAACGGCUUCGUGUACUUUAUCCGUCAAAGACGAGCGUCUCUAGCAUUUCAUUUAACUUUGAUGGAUCCUUACUUGCUGUGGCUACCUGUGCCCAAGAUGAAGCCAACGGUAGUGUUUACAUUUAUGCUCUAGAAAACGACUUUGCUAUGCCUAAGAGAACUGCUUAACGCUUUUAAUGAAGUUUCAACUCAAUUUAUGGAACUUGGAUUUACUAGUAACGAUUUUUCAAUUCAACUAUUUGGAAGCCUCUCUCAAGUUUGAUUAUAUUGAAAUAACUGUUUUCACUCAGAAAACAGAAUAUAAAUUUGGAAGAAAUAGAAUUUUUUGAAACGUAACUCUUUAUAAUACUUUUUUUUCUUUCUUUCUGCGUUUUUCAAAGAUAUUACUGCGUCAAGCUUGGUAAAAGGGGACUAUGAUAUAUCAUUACUCGAUAAACAGAUGCCCCAAAUAUGUCUAAACAUCUGCCUACGAUACGUCUUGUGAGUGCUGACACACACUUGCUGUUCUAUCUAAUUUGGAUGGAUACAACGUGACAGUACAGAGUAUUUGUUGUGAUACUUUGAUACUAUGAUUGUAAUUAUUGUAGGUUAGUCGCAUCGAGGUACCUCAAUACGAUUUUCUUAAUCCUCAAAGUGUUGAGGAUACUACAAUAUUUGAAGUAUUAAAAGUGCCUUCUUUUUCUCUUUUUUCCCUCUCUUCAUAAUGAUUAUAUCCAAAAAACAUGUAAUGAUAAGUGUUGUACAAUUACUCUGUAAGCAUAUUUUUAGAAAAUAUUACUGUAGCCCUAACUAGUCUUAUAUUGUUUUGGGCAUAAUGAACCUCUGAAGAUACAUUCCACCUCCUUUUCCCUGGCGUUAAUUA
Schizosaccharomyces octosporus yFS286 is the source of this 1828-nucleotide messenger RNA. RefSeq names its product mitotic spindle checkpoint protein Bub3. Gene Ontology annotation, molecular function: ubiquitin binding. The record is from RefSeq and is a predicted model, not a curated record. The transcript has 2 exons. Gene Ontology annotation, cellular component: mitotic checkpoint complex; kinetochore; bub1-bub3 complex. The coding region runs from base 175 to 1134 and encodes 319 amino acids. Lineage: Eukaryota; Fungi; Ascomycota; Schizosaccharomycetes; Schizosaccharomycetales; Schizosaccharomycetaceae. Gene Ontology annotation, biological process: mitotic spindle assembly checkpoint signaling.